AUGCGAUCAUUGUAUAUGCAAUGUUGUGUUUUUACAAAGAUAUCUCAUACAAAGAAAGACGUGCAAUCUGUGUUAGUACCGUUUGAUGAUCCAAGACAGAGAGCAAAGAGUGUAAAUGAGAAACGGAGAGUUGUGGAAAAACUUGUGCUCGGACGAAUGGACAGCACCGGGAAAACCAUCCGCUGUUCACACACACUCUUCUGCACUGGGGACUUUGUCGAUGGUGGUGUCUCCAUUGAUGCCAGUGUGUACCACAAUCAAAGUGCUAAGCAAUCUGUGCAAGCCCACCUCAAACUUGAACAUGUCUUACAGCCUGCUCCAUCUGCUCAUUUACGUAAACUUGGCGUUGUUUUGGAGCAGAAAAUCAUCAAACACAAUGAAGGAACCUCUAAACUUUCAGCUGUCGGGAAGCCAACAUUAAAUUUUGACGCUUUUGCCAAUUAG
Molecule: messenger RNA, 444 nt
Organism: Serpula lacrymans var. lacrymans S7.9
Lineage: Eukaryota; Fungi; Basidiomycota; Agaricomycetes; Boletales; Serpulaceae
Exons: 3
Coding region: 1-444 (147 amino acids)
Source: RefSeq, a predicted model, not a curated record